This is a messenger RNA of Juglans microcarpa x Juglans regia, 948 nucleotides long. RefSeq lists its product as uncharacterized. Lineage: Eukaryota; Viridiplantae; Streptophyta; Magnoliopsida; Fagales; Juglandaceae. The record is from RefSeq and is a predicted model, not a curated record. The coding region runs from base 1 to 948 and encodes 315 amino acids. The transcript has a single exon.
AUGUGUCGAGCACUUAGAGCAAAAAAUAAACUGGGUUUCAUUAGUGGGAACAUUUCUAAACCUACUGAUGAAGAUGACCCUUUAUUUGAUCUAUGGGAGAGAUGUAAUGACAUGGUGGUUUCCUGGAUUCAAAACUCCAUAAGUAUGGAUAUCAGAUCCAGCAUUGCAUUCGUUGAUGAUGCACAAGCUGUGUGGACAGAAUUGAACGACCAAUUUACACAACAGAAUGGUCCUCGCAUCUUUCAGCUCAAGAGGAACUUGGUCAGCCUUCGACAAGACAGAGACUCAGUGAGUGCUUAUUUCGGUAACCUCAAAACUCUUUGGAAUGAAAUAGCCAUUUAUGACCCUAUUUCUGCUUGCACUUGUGGUCAGUUGAGUAUACUGAAUGAUAGACACCAGAGAGACCAUGUCAUACAAUUUCUUAUGGGCCUUAAUGACCAAUAUGCUAAUGCCAGGGAUCAGAUAAUGCUCAUUGAACCACUACCCACUGUUAACAAAGUUUUCUCCCUAAUUCAACAACAAGAACAACAUCACCAACUCACAAAUUUUUCUCCAACUUCUGACUCUAUGGCAUUGGCUACUAAAACUUCCUUUAAAAACAACACAAAGAACCUCAUGACUCAAAGAAUGGAUAGACUCUACUGCACUCAUUGUCAAGCUCAGGGGCAUACCUUGGAGAAUUGCUUCAAAGCUGGAAAUGCACCAGCCCCCUAUGCACCCACUAUAAUAUGGCAGAACAUGUUGUUGAAAAAUGCUACAAACUCCACGGAUAUCCCCCUAGUCACAAACUGUUCAAAGGCAAGGGAUCAAACACUUUUGCAAAUCAGAGCAACUUUUGCAUCGAGGAGGAAGUACACGAGGACAAGUUUAAUUUUACUAAGGAGCAAUAUCAGCAACUUAUUACCUUGCUCCAACACAAGGAUCUUCCCAGCUCGCUUCCUUCAGUGA